GAAAUUCCACUUGAGUUCCUGAAGCCACUACACGGACAAACUCUUCAAGAGGAAGAGAAAUUGAUACUGGAAUGUGAAGUAUCUAAAGCUGAUCGUGCUGCCACCUGGUAUCGUGAUGGAGAGGAGAUAACUCCUAAAGAUGGCGUCAAGCUGAUAUCUGAUGGUACUCAUCAUAAACUGAUUAUUGACAGUGUUACCGUUGACGAUGAAGCUGAUUAUACCGUGAAAAUUGAUGAUAAAUCCAGCAAGGCCAUGGUCCUAGUGGAAGGUGAGUUAGAUAUAUCUCAGAGUAGUCUUGAUAUUUUAUUUUAA
Lottia gigantea (owl limpet) is the source of this 312-nucleotide messenger RNA. RefSeq lists its product as hypothetical. The annotation marks the transcript as partial. The record is from RefSeq and is a predicted model, not a curated record. The transcript has a single exon. NCBI's taxonomy places the organism in Eukaryota, Metazoa, Mollusca, Gastropoda, Lottiidae.